UAAAAUCCCCUUUUAGUAUAAAAAGAUUUUUCGAGGGACACAGAUUUAGAAUUCUCGUUACACUCAAAGCCUCCGGUGUUCCCAUCUAGGCUGCUGCUUCUACCUCACCUCCCAUCUUCGUCUUCUUCUUCCUCGACAUCUUCUCUGUGACGGGGUUUUAGAUUCUUGUAAUGUGCAAGUUAUGAUCAAGUUACUUGUCGGUUUAUAUUCUGGUUCGGGGGCUUUUCUUUGUCUUCGGGUAUGUUCACGACGAUGAAGAACAAUUUCAAAGAUUCUGAGCACUUCCAUCUCUCAUGGACCUUCUCCAAGCUGAUCGCCUUCUUCUUUCUCUUAGUCUCUGUCUCUUACCUCAUCUACUCCCUUCGAUUCGUUACCCAUUCUUACGACUGCGAACAGCAAAACCCCCUGCCUUUAGUUAGCCAUGUCCAGAUAUCACCUUCGAUCGAUGACGCCAUUGAAGAGAUCCCAAAACCCUCCGAUGAAACCAAUAUUUCUCACAUCGUCUUCGGAAUUGGAGCUUCAGCGAAGCUAUGGAAGCAGAGGAAAGAGUACAUCAAGCUCUGGUGGAGACCUAAACAGAUGCGAGGCAUCGUUUGGCUCGAUCGGAAGGUAGACACCGACUCUAAGGACAAAAACCUGCUUCCCCCAUUGAAGAUUUCUGAGGACACCGCUAGGUUUUCAUACAAAAACCCUAAAGGGCACAAAUCAGCGAUUCGAAUCUCGCGCAUCGUUUCCGAGACGCUUAGGCUCGGGAAUACGGAGGGCGUGAGGUGGUUCGUGAUGGGGGAUGACGACACUGUGUUCGUGACGGAGAAUUUGGUGAAGGUCUUGCGGAAAUACGAUCACAAUCAGUUCUAUUACAUUGGGAGUUCGUCGGAGAGUCACUUGCAGAACAUAUAUUUCUCUUACAAUAUGGCUUAUGGCGGCGGUGGAUUUGCGAUUAGCUAUCCUUUGGCAGUGGCUUUGGAGAAAAUGCAGGAUAGGUGUAUCCAGAGGUACCCCGGUUUGUACGGCUCAGAUGAUCGGAUUCAGGCGUGUAUGGCGGAGCUCGGUGUGCCCCUCACCAAAGAGCGAGGAUUUCAUCAGUUUGAUGUGUAUGGGAAUCUCUUUGGGCUUCUGACAGCCCAUCCAAUUGCCCCGUUGGUCUCGCUUCACCACUUGGACGUGGUUGAGCCCAUAUUCCCUAAUGUGACCCGGGUCCAAGCCCUGAAGCGGCUUCAGGUGCCCAUGAAGCUCGAUCCGUACGGCCUCAUCCAGCAAUCCAUUUGCUACGACAAAAAACGAACCUGGACCGUAUCCGUGUCUUGGGGCUACGCCGUUCAGAUAUUUCGGGGCACCUUCUCGCCCCGAGAAAUGGAGAUGCCUGCGAGGACCUUCCUGAACUGGUAUAAACGGGCCGACUACACCGCCUACCCCUUCAAUACCCGACCCGUGUCACGCCAUGUUUGCCAGAAACCGUUUGUUUAUUAUUUAUCUGGUGCAGUCGCUCUGAAUAAUGUGACGAAGCUUGAGUAUGUAAGGACCGAGUCGAACCCAGAAUGCCGGUGGAAAAUGGAGGAUCCUUCGCAAAUCCAGAGAAUCGAGGUCUAUAAGAAACCCGACCCGCAUUUGUGGGACAAGUCUCCAAGAAGGAAUUGUUGCAGAGUAGUGCCGACGAAGAAGAAAGGAACAAUGGCGAUCGACGUGGGAGAAUGCCGAGAAGACGAAGUUGUUGAACUGUAGGCAGAUAGAUAUAUGGGAAACAACGCACCUUUGCUGUUUCCGAAGCGAAGAGGGCAAAAAUCCUUUGCUGUAUUCAUAUAUUCAUAUCUCAAUGAUUCUCUUUUUCAUUUCCUCCCUCCCUAUUUUUCUGUUCAAAUUGAAAUCAAAAUUCUUUUUAGAUCUUGUUAAGGGAGAGAGUGGAACAAUGAAAAUGAGGAUGACAGAGUAAUGCAAAUGAUUCCCAUGUUUUGUGGUGGGUUUACUCAUUCAGGUGAGACACUGACACAUUCCUCAAUCCGUAUGUCUUGUCUCUUGCCA
Molecule: messenger RNA, 2019 nt
Organism: Neltuma alba
Lineage: Eukaryota; Viridiplantae; Streptophyta; Magnoliopsida; Fabales; Fabaceae
Exons: 3
Coding region: 241-1722 (493 amino acids)
Source: RefSeq, a predicted model, not a curated record